AUCUAUUUCAACCAAACCAACCCACAUCACUUGCGACGGUAUUCUAGCUCCAUCUUGUGAACCCACACUUCUAUUUUGGCACCACCCCCUUCCACUCUCAAAAAAGAUAAAUUGGGAUUAAAACUUCUGAAAAAUAUAUCAUUUAUUUAUUUUCUCUUAGUUGGAAGAGGAGCAUGUGAAGGGAUGAAGAUAAUAAUAAAUGCCAAUAAGUCAAAUUUGUUUGGACAACAAGUCAAACCCUCUCUUCCCCCAUAAAUAUGGGCCAUUUUUAGGAAAACACACAACCCUUUUCCCAUCAUAUCCAUUUCAUACGCAACACAACUCUACCCAUGCCGGAGAUUGACGGAGGAGCUACGGCGGUGACGAUGGCUGACGGCCACCAUGUUGUGACCCUCAAUACAGAAGAUCAAACUCACACAACUACUAGUUGUUUUCCGUCUGUUUCUUUUCUUCAAAAGUUGAUAGCGGAGGUUCUUGGAACAUAUUUCGUGAUAUUCGCUGGGUGCGCGGCUGUGGUGGUGAAUACCGACAAGGAUAAAGUGAUCGGUCUGCCUGGAAUAUCCAUUGUGUGGGGGUUGGUGGUGAUGGUCAUGGUUUACUCCGUUGGACAUAUCUCUGGUGCCCAUUUCAACCCUGCCGUUACCAUUGCUUUUGCCUCUUGCAAUAGGUUCCCUGUUAAACAGGUACCUGCAUACGUGGCAGCUCAAGUCCUGGGGUCAACGCUUGCCAGUGGGACCCUCCGUUUAAUAUUUAACGGCCGUCAAGAUCAUUUCGCCGGAACUCUUCCCGCCGGUUCCGAUCUCCAGUCUUUGGUUCUUGAGUUUAUCAUCACAUUCUACCUCAUGUUCGUCAUCUCCGGCGUUGCCACCGAUAACCGAGCCAUCGGAGAAUUGGCCGGACUUGCGGUCGGAGCAACGGUUCUACUCAAUGUCAUGUUUGCAGGGCCGAUAUCAGGGGCGUCAAUGAAUCCGGCAAGGAGUUUGGGACCAGCCAUUGUGUCAAAGGAAUACAGGGGGAUAUGGGUUUACAUGUUGGGUCCGACCGCUGGUGCCAUUUCUGGAGCGUGGGUCUACAACAUCAUAAGGUUCACGGAUAAGCCUUUGCGCGAAAUCACCAAGAGUGCAUCUUUUCUUCGGUAUGCUAGCAGUCGUAAGUCGUAACGAAUAUAAAUGGUGAUUUUGUAUGCUACUACUUGGAUGCAUAUGUAUUUGUGCUUUGGUUCAAGCGUUUGGCUUAUGUGUACAAAUAUUUAUGCAUGGAUUAUGAUUUUAUAUGGAUGUGUUGUUAUAAGUAGAUUUAAUGUUGUUAUAAGGAAA
Helianthus annuus (common sunflower) is the source of this 1316-nucleotide messenger RNA. RefSeq names its product aquaporin NIP1-1. Lineage: Eukaryota; Viridiplantae; Streptophyta; Magnoliopsida; Asterales; Asteraceae. Bases 330 to 1160 code for a protein of 276 amino acids. Gene Ontology annotation, molecular function: channel activity. The record is from RefSeq and is a predicted model, not a curated record. Gene Ontology annotation, cellular component: membrane. The transcript has 5 exons. Gene Ontology annotation, biological process: transmembrane transport.